CACCGCCCCAACAGUUGCCCACGCCUCUUUCCAUUCCUUUCAGAUACGUGUAGCGGAGGGGGAAAAUUAGAACCCACCACAGGCCACAGCUACCUCUUCCCUCCGCGCGCGGGCGUCCAAAUUCUUCUUCGAUUCCCUCAACCAUGAACGAUCAAGAAAGAAGGCGAUCACCAUGUACGACGUCAACCACUAGAAUCCUUCUGCCUCACGUUGUGGUCUUUAUCUCUAUCUCGAACCCUCCCUGGGCGGUAAAAGUUAGGGAUGAUGGUGGUGGAACCAUCGUCAAAGAUUCCAUGAACCGAUUGUUGAGAUGAAGACGGCAAAGCUCGAUGCGACGACGUAUCCUCCGACGUUUUAGAGCUCCGUCGACGGCCGCGGAUUAGCCGACUUCAACCAUUCGCCAAGUGGUGGGUAUCAUCUCGUAGAGGCAAUCCCAGGAGCAUCACCGUGUCGACGAAAUCAGAUUCUGACAUCGGACGAGGGAGAAACGAGCAUCGAAAGUUUGGAUGAAAAUCUGUUAAAUUCAGGUACCACUACAGACAAUUCGAAAAGUUUGUGGAUCAUUUGGGUAUUUUUAUAUCAGGGUCGUGGUCAACUAUGUUGACUGGAAAAAUUUCAAUUUCGGUACCUAGAACUUUUAAGCUGACAGAAUAUUUAUUUUGAUCAUAACUCGAUCAAUUGACGUCCGAACAAGGAAUCGUCAGCACCUAUGGAAUCGUGAGAGUGAGGAGAAUUUAAUUGGAGCAAGUAUGGAAAUUUUAGAGCAGAUUCAGAGUUGGUUUCGAUGGAUUAGAGGUGAGUGUAAAGGAGGUAAAUUCUACGCCUUACGUGUUCUUUCAAGAAUUACAAGUCUUGGGUAUUUUUGAUGAAGUGCAUGUCGUUGUUGAUUGUGCUUAUGGUUGAUGAUAUGUGACUUUGUUUGAGUCAUGCUUGAUGUGAAUGUGCAUGAGUUCUUAUUUGAAUUAAAGCUUUAAGUUUAUAAGUUAUUGUUAAAGUUAAGAAACAAGUUUGUUUUAAGAAAUAACUCACCUUCAAGAAGGUGAAGUCGUUUUAAGUGUUUUUAGUCACUAGUGCCGGUCCGUUGCCAUUUGAGAUUUUCAGACAGAGCAGCAGUUAUGCUCUUGAGACUUUUAAGUUGAGCAGCAAUUAUGCUCUUAAGAACCGUGUUGAAGAGCCACCACGUUAAGUUUAAGAUGUUAGGGGGAUGAAUCGUUACGACUUCCCUAACUAAGUUUAAGUUUUAGAUUAAGGAAAGCCUGAAUGGCUUCUCAUACGUAUGAGUUGGCAACCGGACUAGCUAGUGAGGGAUCCCAGUGUCAGUCAAGUAUUUAAGUUGAGAUUUGAGUUUUAAGAAUGGAGAGUAACAGUUACUCCCAUACAGUUUUAAGAGUUAAGAUUUUUAAGAAUGGAAGUACAAACAACUUCCCUCAUUUUGAGUUUAAGUGUUUGAGAAGAAGUGCAAAAUUAUUAGAAAGUUAAAAACGUAAGGGCGUAGACUGACCCCAUCUCACUCACCAGUUGAAGAGCUAGAGGAAGAGAAGAGCUAGAGGAGCAUGUAGUGAGCAGCGAAUUCGAAGGCAUGCAACUAGAGGAGGGCAGUAUAAGCGUCACAGAGGAUGCUUAGUCCAGGUUUCAGUAGUAACAACAUUAGAGACUAUUAGUUAUUUACAUUUAUGAUUAUGAGUAUAGAUUGGAGAUCAGAUUGAGAUUUUAAAGUUUGAGUUUAAUUUGCCCACGUGUUAGGGCUUUGCUCCGAGCUACAAGUAUGUGUUUUCAGUAUUUUAUUUAUGAAAGUUUUUCCUCUGCAAAUUAAGAUUUGAGCAUUUUAUUUAUCAAGGGCAUUUUAGUAAAAGUAGUACCCGGCCGGGUUAGGGUGUUUCAUAAAAUGUCUUAACCAAACCGUCCAAAUUAACACGAAAACCAAAUUAACCAAAAUAAAGUUUAAUUGGUUUGGUUAACCGGAUAAUCGGAUAACCAAAUAACAUAACAUUACAUGAAAAUAAUUUUCAUGUUAAUGAAUAAAACAUAACCAUAUGUUGUUACUAUCAUAAAAUAUCAUUAUAUAAGAAAUAAUAAUAAGACUAACCAUCUAUGAUUAUCAUCAUCAUUUGAGUUAAUACAUCAUUCAUCAUCUCUGCACCUAAUAUUGUUAGCUUACCACAAAUCCCUUAACAUAAAUACCUACCAAUAGCACUAAUCAUGAAGUUAAAGCUCUCCAACAAAACACUUAGACUAUACAUAGUUAGAGGUGGUUGUCAUGGUAUUGUACGUAAUCCUAAUGUUUAGUAGUUGUCCAAAAUGUUUUGGUUUAGUAAAUAGGCAUGCUCAUUUAAUUUUUGAACCAUAAUGUUUUGGUUUGUUGUGCACAUGGAAAUAAAUAGCGAAUCACGAAAGUUUGGUUUGGUUGGUUGCAUGGAAGUAUAAAUAAUUCUGUAUAUUAGGUGUAUCAUUAAUUGGUUAAUUGGUUUCAUUGGUUAGCAGUGUUGAAACCAAACCAAACCACCUAACCAAAUAAGCUAAAUGGUUUAACUAAACCAAACCAAUUAUUCAAAUUAACCAAACCAAAUUAACCGAAUGCUACCGGUUAAGAUGGUUACCACGGUAACCAAUCCGUUUGAACACCCCUACCAUCGAUGGAUCGAUCUGGAAAAUGUUUGAGAGGGCUAGUCUAUGACAAAAUAAAAAAUUUAGAAACUCAUUCGAGGAGAAAACGUAUCAAUAUGAGCAUUAGCCAAUUUAAAAAGAAAACCACCUAGCUUAUAUUCGUCACAUGUAUAUUUUAAAUAUGACAUGAUUAAUUAUCCUUUCGCUCCAACCUAUGAUGCAAUGUUCUCUUUCUUUAUUCUUUACAUUAAUCAUUAGCAUACAUCUUAAUAAGCCCUUUCGCCUCCAGAGUUGCUGAUUAGAACCCAAAACAAUUAAAGGUUUGUUUGGAAGUUACUUUGUUAAUAGAUGUGUUGUGGUGAAUACAUGUAAGUGAAUUUUUUUUUUCUUCCUUAUAAUGUGGAGUUACAAGUAGGAUUUUCACCACAUCCAAAUUAUAAACCUAAUUAUAAUUGAUAUGAUUGGAAUACUUUGAUCAUCUGAAAAAGAUUAGUAAUUUUUUUUGGUGAUUGUGUUAUCUUCCUGUUAAUCAAAUACAAGAGGCGAAAAAGUGCAUAUGCUACAAGACAACAAAUCAUACAGUCCUACAAGCUUACACUCCACACUAAUAGCAGUUAGGAACGGAACAACAAUCAGGGAUGAGGUUAUCGAAUUUGGAGUUGAGUCGCAGACUAUAUUGCUCUCUUUAAGACGUUGCGGCACUGCUCUCGAUGCGCACGACAGACUAUAAACCGGUUGUCUCCGGGAUAAAAUAGCUCCUCGAAUGCUCGGCGGUUUUGUGCGAAAAUCGGAGCUCUUUGAACACUCUCUCUAUUGUGUUUAUGCUCGUUGUGGUGUUUUUGGAGGGGCUGGGGAGGCGGCUAUUUAUAGGAGCCGAACCACUAGGAAUAUACCCUCUUGCUUGGAGAAUAAGUUGGAUUAAUUAAGGAAGAUAAUUACUUUCUUAAUUAGAACCCGUCUGUAAGAUAAUUCCUGGCAGGAUUAUCCUUCGAAUAUUCCUUUUUAAUCAAUUAUCCUUAGAAUAUUCCUUCGAAUAACCAAUUAAUAAUUAAUUAUCUAAUAAUUAAUUUCAUUCGGAAUUUCUCCAAAAAUAUAUAGUCUCAAGUGAACCAACCAACCGGUCGGUCGGACGGCGCGCGUGUGGUGGUCUGUUAGGUCCUCCCCUCUCCCACAAAAGUGGGUCACCCCAAGGGACAUGCCCUUAGGAGAGAGGCUCUUAUCUUUAUACACAUUUCACCAAGUAAAACUACCAAUGUGAUAGUUUUUCCAACUUGAGACUCUAUAGCUUUCAAAGCUAUUCACUCAUUUCCAACAAUCCCCCACUUGAAUAGUUUUGAAACUAUCUCUGGGCAUCAAUAGUUCCAUAAGAUUGGGCAUAAGCUAAGGUAUCAUGAAGAUUUGAACCUUAGCGUAAUGGUUACACUUCCGAUUUCAUAAGGGUGACUCGUAGUCUUGAACCCUAUCUCAGACAGUGAAGCACACCAGAUCUUUUAAUUGAGUUGUGUUCUCUUCUUAGCCCGUGCGUUUAUGGCCAUGCACGUUAUCCUGGUUUAGUGAACGCUCUAGCAACUUUGUGCCUCCAAAGUUCCAUAAGGAGCAGCCCCACUCCCACAUUCACAUAUGUGAGUCUAUCAAAAGUACCCCCAAAGUAAAGAACUCCAUCCCACAUAGGGUAUAGAUCUCAUUAAGAGUUAUUAACUCAACCUCCAUUGCUUUGGGAUUCAUGCUUCACUAUGCAUGAACUUUUCGCAUACUACUCAUGACUUGUUACUACCUGUUGGGCAUAUAACUCGGAUCCCGCUGCGCCAAAGAAACAUCGACAUUAGAGGAGUUGGGCGCGUUAGUGCCGACGCGACCAGAAAGGCACACCGACGAACGCCACCACCAAGAGCGUCGGGCGCAUCAGCACCGACGCGAGCGAGCACACCGACGAGCGCCAAUACCAAGUGAUUCGGGCGCAUCAGCACCGACGCAAGGACGACGUUUGAGUCCAACGUUGACCAAAUUAGCGAGUGUGGGAAAACGACGCCGCGUUCCACCCGCCGAGUGGUCACAUCAUAGUCCUAGUCCUAGGUAUAAUAAAAGGCUAAAUGUACUUAUCCUAGGUAGAGGUAUGGUCUAGUCCUCUGACAUGUCAGUAGUCAUGUCACCAUGUAACUCACCCACCACCAUGUAGCCUAUAAAUAGGGCAUUCACUCCGGUGGGUGAGGGGAUCGGAUUUUGGAAACUCUAUCUCUAAGAAAAAGAACACACUUCUCUCUCUAAAAGUCACUCUCUCAACUCCUUCCUCCCUUUCCUUCCUUCUUAAGCUCCAGGCUGAUUCCUGUUGCUCAUUCUCCUCGACCCAUUUCACGUGAAUCUCACUCCUACACUCAGUUAGGUUCAAACACUACCCAUUGAACCCAUUUCUUGGGGUCUCCAGUCUAUUGGGUCGGGUUACCAUCACUUGUAGUCUGUGGUUCCGUAGGCAUAAGUCCAAUACCCUUGGCGGCAUUCUGGACUUUUUCUCUAGGUAAUCCUUUUGUCAAAGGAUCAGCUAGAUUCUGUUCGGAUCUUAUAUGAUCCACCCUCACUGCUCAUAUUGUUAGGAGUUCUCUUACAGUACUGUGCUUACGAUGAAUCUGUCGUUUCUUUCCGUUGUAGAACCGGUUCUCAACUUUAGCGAUUGCUGCGGUAGUAUCACAAUGGAUCAAUACCGGAGGGACCGGCCUUUCCCAUAAGGGAAUCUCCGACAACAAUCCUCUCAACCAACUUGCUUCUUCACUAGCCGUUGCUAGUGCUAUCAUCUCCAAUUCCAUAGUUGAUUGAGCUAGGAUUGUUUGUUUCUUUAACUUCCAAGACACAGCUCCACCAGCGAUGUUAAAAACAUACCCACUGGUUGCCUUGGAGUCAUCUGAUAGGGUAUUCCAAUCCGCAUCACUAUACCCUUCUAGUACAGCAGGAAACCUUUGAUAGUGUAUACCAAGGUUUGUUGUUCUCUUGAGGUAUCUCAUGACCCUCUCUAUAGCAUUCCAAUGCUCUCUACUAGGACAGCUGUUGAACCUGCCAUGCAAUCCCACGACAUAUGCAAUGUCUGGUCGAGUGUAAUCCGCAGCAUAAGAGACUGCCAAUGAUGCUAACGUAUCCAUAUAAUGAUUUGUCUAACUUACAUACUUUCGAGGCAUGUUCGGGGAUAACAAACCCUUAUGGUUGUUCCAUAUAGAUUUCCUCAUCCAGAUCACCGUUCAGAAAAGCAGUCUUAACAUCCAUUUGGUGUACCACGAGAUUGUUCAAUGCAGCAAGAGCAAUCAUGACACGAAUGGAUGUUAUUCUAGAUACUAGUGAAUAGGUAUCAAAGAAAUCUAUAUUCUCUCUCUGCCUAUAGCCCUUAACUACUAGGCGAGGUCGGAACCAUUCGAUUGCACCAUCAGGUUUCCGUUUCGUUUUUAGAACCCAUUUAUUACCUAAGACUUUGCAGCCAGGAGGUAACAACCAACUAGGGACGAGGUUACCGAAUCUGGAGCUGAGUCGCCGACUAGGUCGCUCUCUUUAAGACGUUCGCGGCACUGCCCUCGAUGCGCACGGAAGACUAUCAACCGGUCGUCUCCAGGAUAAAACAGCUCCUCGAAUGCUCGGCAGUUUUGUGCGAAAACCGGAGCUCUUUGAACACUCUCUCUACUGUGUGUUUAGAGGGGCCGGGGAGGCGGCUAUUUAUAGGAGCCGAACCCCUAGGAAUAUACCCUCUUGCUUGGGGAAUAAGUUAGAUUAAUUAAGGAAGAUAACUACUUCCUAAAUUAGAACCCGUCUGUAAGAUAAUUCCUAGCGGGAUUAUCCUUCGAAUAUUCCUUUUUAAUCGAUUAUCCUUAGAAUAUUCCUUCGAAUAACCGAUUAAUAAUUAAUUAUCUAAUAAUUAAUUUCGUUCUGAAUUUCACCAAAAAUAUAUAGUCUCAAGUGAACCAACCAACCGGUCGGACGGACAGCGCGCGCGUGUGGUGGUCUGUUAGGUCCUCCCUCUCCCACAAAAGUGGGUCACCCCAAGGGGCAUGCCCUUAGGAGAGAGGCUCCUAUCUUUAUACACAUUUCAGCAAGUAAAACUACCAAUAUGGUAGUUUUUCCAACUUGAGACUCUGUAACUUUUAAAACUAUUCACUCAUUUCCAACAAUAGCUAUACAGAUUUGCAAUAGAAAAAUACGAGAUCUACCCGAGAAGGCUAAUAGUACUAAAAAAGUCAAUAAAAUAUUUAUACUUAAAUCUUAAUUCAAUCUUUUCAUACUCACAAAAUCACACGACAACUUGAUAAUCGAUAGACGGUUUUUUUGGUUUACAUUUGCUGAAUCACCCUAAUAAAUAAACAGGUCCUUAAGCUCUGUUUGAUCUUUGGUUUGGCGACUAUGACAUUGACAGGACAGGACAAAUACGCCGCCACAGCAAAUCCUAUUGAACGUAAAAAUGAAGGUAAUUUUGGAACCAAAGAUCAAACAGAGCUUGAAGAUACCAAGAAGGUAGUCAAGGGUUCAUCAAGCCCUCAACUUCGGCAUAGAUUAAUUAUUAUGUCAUUAUCAUGGUCGUUCCCAAAACCUUACUUCAACGGUGAUUUAUUCUCGACACUGACAUUGCCGCAAAAAAAACUUGACAAUUGAAUUACAAAAGGUCAAAUUGCAACUUGCAAACCUGUUUCUAAGAAAAAACACUAUUUCUGACCCUCAAUUCUACCAUCCCAUCCACACAUAAACAACAAGACGAUUAACCUUGAACACACUACUACGGGCGUGCAUGCGAUCCUUGAUAUUAAGUUGGUUGAUAGUUACAACAAGGCAACAAAACUAUUUUUCAUGACCGAGAUAUAACUCAACAAGUUAUAUUCACGCAAUUCAUCGAUUGUGAAUAUAGCAAAUUAAAUAACAAUCAUUAAGGUAAAAAACGUGAUCUUUGACUGUCAAUCAUGCAAUCCACAUAAUCAGCGUAAGAGGAUUCACCUCAAAUCAUCCUCGUGCGUGUGUGCAUACAGUAUUUGAUAUCAAUUCGAUUAGGAGUGACCAGCAAAGCAAUGAAACUAUUGCCCAUAUCACCUUGAUCACAAUAAUUCUAGUUGUUCAAUGAUGUCCGGAAAUUGAAUUUUAUACCAUUGAUUACAAUCUUGACCUAGGGGUUUUUUUUUUGUCAUUUCAAGCUCAACCUUACAGCCUGAACCUCCUCUCCUACUAGGGGUGGCUAUACGGUCCGGUCCGGUUAAAUUGGCCCAAAUUGAUCCGGUCCAGUCCGGUCUUUUUGAAAAUAUAAGGACCAAAGAUUGGAUUGGAUACAGUCCGGUCCUGAUCCGGUCCGGUCCCAAUUCGGUCUUGAUUUUACAUUGAGAUUGUGGGGUUUGAGUGGCCUAAGGCCUUAAAGGGUGAGGAGUUGGUUAAGUUUUGUACUAAGUGCAAAGGUUUGUGACCGUUUAGGCAAAUUACCCUUAAGUUUUGGGUGUUGAGCUCUCUUAUCCGGUCUUUAUCCGGUUUUUUACCUCAAAUCUAAGCCCAAAGAUUGGAUUGGAUUGUUUAAUAUCCGGUCCCGGUCCGGUCUCGGUCCGGGUUAUACGGUCUCGGUUUCUGGUUUUUAAUCCGGUCCCGGUCCAAAUAGCCACCCCUAUCUCCUACAACUGGACCUCCCUUUCCUAACAUUCUCCCUUCAAUGCAAAAAAAGGAGUUAAUUGCAUGGUUGGUCACUGAUAUUACAAAAAUCGUUCAUGUUUGGUCACUACAAAUAUUUAAUUCCAUUCGUGAUCAUUAAUUUUACUAAAGCAUGUCAUGUUUAGUCACUCUCCUUUAGUCUCCGUUAUCCUCCGUUAACGGCGUCAAUUUUUUGCUGACUUGGCUAAAAGAAAUGUCCAGUCACCCAAUUUUAACCCAGAAAACCUAAAACAUAACCCGCCACAUCAUAAAUCCAACCCAACCCUUGACCCAACCUAACCCGACCGAACUAAAAAAGCAUUACAGUGAUAGAGCUGGGUUUUCACGUGAAGGCUACCUGAACCAUCGCACAAGCUUCAUCUGAAAUACCCAGAACCACCGUCGUUUCUGCCGAAAUUGUCUGACUCGAAGACGUCACCCAAACCGACGAUGUCAUCCACGAAAUCGAGCCUCCUCAUCCCUGGGUCCGUCUAGGAAGACUCCAACAGGCGCAGGAAUCUCGGAACCCCAAACCAGAAAUUGAAACCACAAAACCCAGCAAGAAUCAAAACCCCAAAACGGAAACCCUAAAAACACAUAUCGGGAUGGGUUUGUCGAUUGCAGCAGAGACGGUGGAUGUUGGGGUUCCCCUAGGUUGAUUGCACUAGCGAUCUGCUUGGGUUUGUCUGGAUCGCCAUCGGAAGAAGAAGAAAAGUUGAUGGGUUCUCUUGGGUUGAUUGCAGGGAUGAUCUGCUUGGGUAUGGUUGAGGAUACUGAGUAACGAUUAGGUUCAUGGAUUGACUCAGUCUGUGGAGCUGGAGGAGGGCGUAGUAAUCAUGCGUUUCGGUGCCGUUGUUGUGGUCCUUGAACUGCAGCUCGGCGGAAAGCAUGAUGUUGGCGGCGGCGAUGAUUUGGUAAGUGUAUUGGAGGAGGACAGAGUCGGAAUCCCUACUCAAAUCCCGGGAGCGGACCGCAAACGACUUGGCACCCUGGAGCUCCCGGAAGAUAAGAAGCUACUCGGUGAUGGUCAGCCACCGCUCCGUCUCCACUCUGUAUGACCUGUCGCCUCUUCAAAUUUUUUGGGUUCAUAUCAGUUUUGCAGGUUUCCAGUUUCCCCCCUUCCCUUCUCUGUUUGUGAGCUUAAGGCUCGAGAGAGAGUGAAUUAGAAGAUGGCACAGGGACCAUGGGUGAUUGAGAAGUCAGCCAUUUCCCCAAUUUGGAGAUGAAGAAAGAUGGGGAAGAUGAACAAUUUCGGGGGAGACAAAGAGGAAGAAGGUUCAGGCCGGCGGGGUCAAUUGGAGAAGAAGAGAUUGGGUAAUGGGUUGGUUUUAAUGAUGUGGGAAAUUUUAAUGACGUGGCAGGUCGAAUUUUAUUUUUAUUGGGUUAAAAAUGGCUGAUAAGGCAUUUCUAUUAGUCACGUCAGCAAAAAAUUAACGCCGUUAAC
Linum trigynum is the source of this 9676-nucleotide messenger RNA. NCBI's taxonomy places the organism in Eukaryota, Viridiplantae, Streptophyta, Magnoliopsida, Malpighiales, Linaceae. The record is from the annotation of a GenBank genome assembly.